AUGAUGAAAAAUGGAUCUUGUUCUAUCCUUGAUCAGAGAUUUCUCUAUGAAAAAUACGAAUCGGAGUUUGAAGAAGGGGAAGAAGAAGGAGCCCUCGACCCGCAACAGAUAGAGGAGGAUUUAUUCAAUCACAUAGUUUGGGCUCCUAGAAUAUGGCGCCCUUGGGGCUUUCUAUUUGAUUGUAUCGAAAGGCCCAAUGAAUUAGGAUUUCCCUAUUGGGCCGGGUCAUUUCGGGACAAGCGGAUCAUUUAUGAUGAAGAGGAUGAGCUUCAAGAGAAUGAUUCGGAGUUCUUGCAGAGUGGAACCAUGCAGUACCAGAUACGAGAUAGAUCUUCCAAAGAACAGGGCUUUUUUCGAAUAAGCCAAUUCAUUUGGGAUCCUGCAGAUCCACUCUUUUUCCUAUUCAAAGAUCAGCCCUUUGUCUCUGUGUUUUCACAUCGAGAAUUCUUUGCAGAUGAAGAGAUGUCAAAGGGGCUUCUCCUAAGUGAUAAAAGAAAGAGGAACUCAUCUUCUCGACUCUGA
This is a messenger RNA of Linum trigynum, 522 nucleotides long. NCBI's taxonomy places the organism in Eukaryota, Viridiplantae, Streptophyta, Magnoliopsida, Malpighiales, Linaceae. The record is from the annotation of a GenBank genome assembly.